Acanthaster planci (crown-of-thorns starfish) is the source of this 4139-nucleotide messenger RNA. RefSeq lists its product as uncharacterized. Gene Ontology annotation, molecular function: RNA binding. The record is from RefSeq and is a predicted model, not a curated record. NCBI's taxonomy places the organism in Eukaryota, Metazoa, Echinodermata, Asteroidea, Valvatida, Acanthasteridae.
CAUGCUCAUUAAUCAAGCGUCCUCUUUCUGAUUUUGUCAAAUGCAGUAGAAAGGUCAGUCGCCAGAGCUUGACAAAUAUCCUUAGUUUCUCCCCAUUUACGAAGAAAUGCUUGAAAAUAUUUAAGUGGUUAUUAGCGUGUGUAAAUACGGUUAGAACUGAUAUUCGUCAAAUUGUAUGCAAGGUACGAGGAACCCAGCAUCAAAAUGCCAGCAGCCGAGCACGAUAUUCCGACCAAGAUCUUCCUUGGAAACCUGUCCUUUGAUACAGAUGAGAAAAAGCUCCAGGACAUGUUUGCAAAAGUUGGUCCCAUAGACCAGCUUUUGUUGAUGAGAGAUAAGGAGAGUGGAACAUCACGAGGCUUUGCCUUCAUAACUUACGUGAAUGCCAACGAUGCCAAGGAUGCCGUCAGCCGCUACAAUGAAAGCGAGCUGGACGGAAAGUUCAUUAAAGUUGACAUGGCGCUGAAGGGCAUUAAACAACAGACGAUGGCCGCAAGGGGAGGCACAAGUGGGCGUGGCAUGGAUAGAGGAAGGGGCAGCUUCAGGGGUAGGGGAGGACCUGUAGGAAGAGGCCGCGGGGAGGGACCUCCUUCGUUCGGACCACCAGGGCGUGGCGGCGGACCCCCGGGCCGUGGUGGCCCCAGCAGCCGCGGAGGACCUCCUGGAAGGGGUGGUCCCGUGGGAAGAGGAGGCCCACCUGCCAGAGGAGGCCUUCCUUCACCUCGUGUGACACCAUAUCCAGCGAGGGGUGGCAGACCCCAUGGUGGACCCCUUCCAGAGAGCCAGCCAGCCAGGGACGACUACCCAGCUCAGGCUGCGCCUAGGGCAGGCCCACCCAGGAGCGGCAAAGAGCCACUUUUGUCAGCUCCACCUGCUAGUGCUGUGAGUGAUUACAGAGCCCGAGGAUACGAUCGAGGGUAUGAGAGAGAACCGGAGCCUCGAAGAGAGCCUUUACUUGAGAGUCGAGGUGCUCCGUAUGACUUUAGGCCAGACUAUGAUCAUGCCCCUCGCCCUGUGUACGACGCGGAGGAGCCUGUUGAGCCUCGUCGCAGGGCCUACCCUGAAGAUGAAUACGGAGCAGCUCCAGCAUCUGCGAGGCCAUCCCGCGUUAGCUAUGGCGAGGCAGACCCUUACGCCCGUGAGCGUUACCCACCAGCCAGGGAGGAGCCAGCCCCACGUAGAGCCUACCCAGAAAGGGAGGGCUAUGCUGCUCGUGAACGCGAUCCCUAUGCUCCACCAGCCAGGGAUUCCUACAGCACUGCCGCAGCCUCGCGCCCGUCUUACGACUACAGCCUGCCCGCCAGCCGCGAGACGCCUGCUGCUCAGAGAGAGUACGCUCCGGCCACAGCCCGCACAGCCAGUCGCUAUGAGGAGGAGCGGGGCUAUGAACGGGCACCCCCACGAGAGGCAGCGUACGGCAGGGAGUACGAACGUGAGGCAGCACCCAGCCGGUCUUCGGCCUACGCUGACCAGUAUCCUAGAUCUCAGGCCAGGGCCCCAGAUAGGGAAUAUGCAGGAUCUUCAAGUGCGGCCCCUCGCUAUGACCCUUAUUCCUAUGCUGAGGCUCGCUCUGCCCGUCCUGCCGAGAAAUCCCCGUAUGGGGCACGAGACUCGUACGGCUCGCCCUCCUCUGCUGGGGGCCGCGGAGCGUACCCCGCUGAGCGUGCUUCCCGCCCACUUGAUCAUAACGGCGGUGGGGUACCCCCAGCCACCCGAGCCCCGCCCCCAAGCAGGGGUUACGAGCGCUAUUAAAAUUCAAGUUCCCUUUACCAAGGAGGAGGGAAAAGGCAAGCCGGCAAGACAAAGAAAAUCGAAGACCAAGUGUACAUAAAAAAAUACGAAGUUGGAAGUAACCAUCAUGUUUAAGCUAGUCAAAAUGUUGACCUCGUAGACCUGUUGUUGGGGAACUUUUAGUAUUAAAAAUUGUUUUUUUGUACCUCGAAGCUGUGAAAAUGUCUUUUUUAGGCUUGUAGUUUUUUUCUCAGAGUUUAAACGUGCUUCAGUGAUUUUCGUACAGGCCAUUACCGUGAGUUAAAAGUUUAAUCUUUGUAAAAACAUUCAUUUUCUACAAAAAUUCAAGUGCAUGCACAUUGAGCUGUAAUUGGAAUACAUCGCAGAUCGUAAAAGGGAAACAGAGUUGAUGUUACCAGCUUGUGUAGAAAGAUCAUCAGUGACGUGAGAAACAUGGCUGAGUCCGAAGAAAUAAAGCAAAUAUUUCAGCAGGGAAUCAAACCUCUUCAUUGUUGUUCGGACGAUUACCAACAAAAUCUGCAAAUUUAUUCAUAUUGCCACGAUUUCCAAAUGGUCAAACUUCCAAGACACAGACAACGAGAAGGAGUCAAGUUUCUCCAGUUGCAUUCCACACAUGACAGGUGUCAAGAAUCUUCAUUUGCAUUCUGCAUCUUGGUCAAAUAGUUUGAAAUUAAUUGUGAUCACGCUGGCCUAUAAAAUGUCACCACGUAGCCAAGGCAGUGUACAGAAAUGUUUGUUGUUGACCAGUAAAUCGAAAUCGGGAAAUAGUCGCAAAUUGACUUUGUGAGAUAAGUACAUAGAAAGAGAAUUUCGUAAGCUUUCAAAUGGUACAUAUUACAAGACUGGUGUGUUGAUAGUAACCUUUCAUUAAUACACUUCCAAAAUGUAUAAAAACCGCCACAUCGAUUUUUUUCAACAUGUAUCCACAUCCCCACUUUUCUCGGCCAUUACAUAAAAUGGUCUGAGCAACUUUUUUCCUGAUUAUUAUGUACCAGGUCACAUAUGUAAGAUACUACUUAUUCCAAAGCUCUCUGUGAUCACAGUACACAUUGUCGAAAAUGCUUGGAGUUUUAAACAUUUUUAACAUUUCACAGCAUAAGCCCCUUUGCACUGAGGACUGAACAAAGUAACCCUGAAAAAACUGAGUUAUGUAUUUUAAUAACCAGCCAUUUUUUCUUGGCCCAUUAGAGAUUUCAUCACAUUGCCGUAUACGUGUAUUCAGUCUAAAUCUAGAAAAGAACUCUUCGAUGUGAACUAAAAGGACUUCUGUCACUCGGCUAAUUUCUUCAGCGAUUGGUAUGUGUUAGGGCUCCACAACAUUAAUAACAAUACCCCUUUGUCAGCAGUUGCACCUACAUGUAUUUGUUAAAACCCACUUCCAUAUCAUGCAAAAGUGUGUAAAUCUUAAUGUACAGUAUACAUGUACAUGUGUUAUCCACACCUCCAUUCACAUUUUGGUUCUGUUUUUGAAGACCCAAUUUUGCCACAAAGUUUUAAGAACUCUUCUGACCGAAGCUAGUAAAUUUUUAACAAUGCAAAUGGUACAAAGGAAAACAAUUAUCAGAAAUUCCCUAGAAUUGAUACAUCAAAAAAUACCAUACUCUCAAAACAAUUUGUUAAGAGUAAUUAUGGCCAAAUUCUUUUGCCUUAUCACUAAAUGUAUUGUUUUAGCAAAUCAUGCACCCCGAGUGUAACGUUCAUUAACAUUACUAUAAAAUCUUUGUCAAAGCUUACACAAGCUUUGACCUGUGGAGAACAUGAAGGAAUGUUUCAACAAUUAUGCUUCUAAUGUUGAAAAAAAUUGUUAUAAAUACUAAAGAAGUGGUUUAAAUCGGUGGGAUUGCCAAUGGAUCGCGUUCAACAGCCAUUGGUGUUUUUUAGUUCUGGUGACCAUUUCCAAAAUAUGUGUGUGACGUACAAAAGACUCCAGAGACCUGUUGGGAAACUGUGUCAAGCGAUUUGUUCUCUCUGAAGUGCGCACCGCCAGUGAAUUGAGCCGUUUUAUUCAAGACCAGGAAUAUUAACAAACGUUGUGACACUGAAAGAAACUUCAUCGGAAACUAAAAACCUUGCUUAAAGCACACAGGCUGUUUAAGAAAACGCUUGCGAAUUGAACAGAAAGUAUCAUCGUGGCAUUGUGCAGAACAAAUUACAUGUAGAUCCAAGAAAUUCCUGUAAUCAGGGUGAAGAUUUUAUUAACAGUUUUGUCUGUUCGAACACAACUUUUUUUAUUUGUACAGAUGUUCUUUUUUUGUGACUUUUUGAGCAAGUUUUUUUUAUCAUUAAAAUCUGUAAGUGUGUGGUAAAAAUGUUCUUCAGUUUGUUAAAAUGUGAACUUCCUCUAGUGAAAUAAACGAGCGGAAUCACAGUAACAGGCUCAGAAAUUA